CGAAUGGGUAUAGCAAUGAAGCAAUCAGUCAGUGCUUCACCAGAGUCUCAACGUUUUUAUUUGUAUUUCAUCCAAAUAAUUAUCAUUAUCUAGAUUGGGUUCUUCCUUUUCAUAAGGUUGGGGCUCAAAGCACUGAAAUGAAACAACCGGUUAGCUUUUUUACCUCUAUAGGCUUAGCCCUUCAAACAAAGGCAUUAUUUUGAAAAAAAUAUAGGACAAUGUUGGACUUGCGGCCAGCCUGUGGCUGCCCCACAAAGCGGGCAACCACAGAAGAGCCGGAGUGAGAGAGAAUGCCCCUUCGUCGGAUUUCCGUUUUACUUCGACUUCUACCUAUCUUGUUCAUAAGAUUGAAUGACUGAUAAGGUUCUUAGAAACAAAUAUUGCCCUGUUGAAGCGUGUUUCCAAAGGUAGGUAGUCGCUCGUGAUCAGGAGCCUUGGAACAGGUUUUGAUUGGUGCAAGAUGGCGUCGACGGGAGAUCAGCCGGUAAUGAAGCGGACCGCAACGGAAUCCGAGGCGCUCCUCCAUGCGCGAUUGUACCAAGAGGCUGCAACGCCGUCGGCUGCGCCCGUUCUGAAACGGCCGAAGGCGUCGGCUGCUUCCUCGUCCACGGCCAGCCUGCCCGGAAGCGGUAUACCGCCUAGUCAGGCAAAAAGCAGUCUUUUUGGUGCCUCUGGACUGCCGAGUAGCAGCAGCAGCAGCAGCAGCGGAAGCAGAGAUGUAGCCUCGGCUGCCCGCAAGCCAGCCUUUGCGGCUCAGCCAGUACCGGUGCCACACACCGCCUAUCGACCGUUCACCCUGCCCCCCGCCUCCGACCUAGACGGAAAGGGUGGAAUCAACUUAAGACUUGUUCAGGAAAAGAACUUGCAAUAGUCCUCUACUUCCCGCAGUAGCAAUUUCCGUCGAUGACGCAUUCCUCGUCUUCCUGAUUUGUCCAGCUGGCUCAUAAUGAUUACAAGAUGGCUCCUUAGUUUCUCUUUGCAGACUAGUAAAAGAACAUCAACUUCUAUCUAAGUUUACUUUUCGGCUAUUAUUCAGCUUCAACAUGAUAGGCUUCUUCUCCUUACCACGCUAAAAGUAAAAGUUAGUACUGAAGAUCGCGAAGGGCGAUUUUCGUGCAGAGAUGAUACAAUAAUUACUUUUCACCAAAAGCUCUAAGCACAGUAGUGUCUCGUGCUGGGCAGAAAGCUGAGGAGAAAGCGGGAAGCCCUUUUAUGGCGUCACCGUUAACGAAAUUGGCCAGCCCUCGCAGCUCGAAAAGCCCGCAACUGCAGCGAGAAACGGCAGAGUUGCAGCAAAAGACGGACGCUUUUGCAAUAGCUGCACAGCAAACAGCUGCUAGUGGUUUCGGACCUGGAAAAGCGGGCAACAAAAGCCGCCCGGGGAGUAGUGCAGGCGACUUUGGCAACAUACAAUCCUUAAGGGGCUCAUCUCUUGUAAUUCAUCUUAUCAUGAUCAGCAUCGUCUUCUUCUGGGGAGUACUUAAUUGUUGGACGCAACCUUUACCGAAACCCGAGGUAGCUCCAACUUAGGUACUGACUUUGGGUAGUAUUCAUGGACAACUGAGUGUUGUUCUAGCUCUGGAAUACUGUAUCUUCAGACAGACGGACGAUUAGGGUGAGCAUCUCUAAAAUCCACGGCAACGCCCGACCACGUGAUAAAUCCCCGAGACUUCGUUAACUUCAUCUCCCAGCACGACAGUCUCAAGGAAGAAUUUUGCUACAUGGCAAGAGCCGGAACGAAUGACUUUGAGGUACCUUGAUUGAUAAAGGUCCUUGCUUCAUCAUCGAAAACUUCAUCGAAACAGGGCGUCUUCUAGACCGGUAGAUUAAGUAUAAUCACCUGUAGGUAGUACGAUUCGCAAAUCAUCAUGUUGUACUACCGAGGUACAGGAAUUUAGAACAGCAGAUUCUUAUCAUUGACAACAUUCUUAUACCCCAUAAAUGGGCUUCUAACUGCGACUACUCCCACUGUCAGAUCAUUCCAUUUGCACGAAUUGACCCUAACGACUACAUGACGAUAUCUGGAAGAGGAGUAACUCAUUUUUGCAACGGAGAGCUGAGUUUCUUGCCGCUUGAAGAUUGGGAGAUUGAGCAAGACCAACAUGCCAAGCUUCUCAAGAUUCCCUUCUUUAAUUAAGAAUCACACUUCAUGAACAAGAACACGAUUAAUGGACCGACAUCAGUACUGACACUUCAACUGCAUGAACAAGAUUAAGGGACAACAUGUCUCAGUGCUGUGUUGUAUCCUUAACGUUCUUAACUGUGUGCAUAAGUACUUGAAUCAGGCUUGGCCUUCGCCUUAUAUUACACGGGAUUAGUUGAUGUUUCUCUUUCUUGUUGGUCCCCCGUCUCUAAUGAGGGAAAUACUCGCGGUGGAAGCUAUUCACGGUAUGGAAGAGGGCGAUGAUGCGACUACGAGUGAAAAAGUGCUCCAAGACGCUCAAUGCCAAUCUCUUCCUCCUCGACGAGACACUUCGGACAAGCCUUCUCAACAUCCGGAAAAAGUACAUCAUACGACUCUUCUACUUUCUUACCACUGGGUUCAUCUUUGUACCUCACCAAAGUCUACUACAUUAGUCAGUACUGCCCGUGACUAAUGGCGUUUUGCCGCUAGAAAUAUCUCAUACAAUGAGAUAUGUCUCAAGAUCUGGGCUUGUACCUCGUGACGGUUGGUUUUGCUGCAAUUGCCACCACUAGUACUUCAGCCACAAAUUUUCCUUUUGCUUCGCUGGGGAACAGGAAUGACUAUGUUUCUAUGUAUGAGGAGUUUUCCGCUCUAAGAGUUUUCACAGUUUUGUAUUUCAGUACGCUGGAAUGCUCCUCUACCAACACGAUAUUUCUGAAUACAAGCAAGGUCUAUUAUUAUUUGAGAAUCAUUUUUUUCCCUAGUAGUAGCACUCUUUCGAGUGGUUUUUUAUGCUCAGGAGACUUGACGUAGUAUUAGUACUAGUAGUACUUCGUAUGAUAUCUAUGUGAUCCAAGGUGCACCGAGCUGUCGACUUGGAAUAUAUUGGAGAUUCCGUUGCGACAAACGUGGACGCUAGCGCAAUUUGAGCAGGCUCAGGAAGAGAAGAUUGAUUAUGAAUGGCGUUUGAUUACAUGUUGAUGUUGUGCAAAGUAUCUACAUCGUGAUCAUAUCAGAACUAGUUCCUGCGUUUGCUACGAGCAGCAAUAUCACUCAGGAACGGACACAUAUGCUUUUCCUAGUAGUAAUAAUGACAACAUCUACGGGGGUGGUCACGAGUGGCCGUACCAGGGGCACGCACAUGACUUGACAUGUUCAGUCUAUGUGUAAACGUAUACUUUCUAGUUAUUGUUAUUGAACGACGUACACUUUUUUUUUCCUAGCAUCGAUUAGAGUGAAUGUUUUCGUCUUUAGUCACGAGGACUGAUAAAAACAAGAGCACUCAGAGGCGUUGUGUCUGGCUGUUAAGUAUAGGUUUUUCAUGUAGUUCGAGGUGGAUCGUUCAUUCUGCUUUCUUUGCAGCCUUCUUGAUACUGUGCAAUUUUGUGUAAGUGCAAAGUGAAAAGUACCAAGACAAUCCCUGCAGAUACAUCCUGAAGAUGAAGAACAUCAGGGCUCCUCUAAUGUCCGGAGAUAGUGAGAAUGCUGAAAAAACUGUGGCAGGAGAUCCGAGAUGAACUGAUAAAUUCCUGCCGCAUUAGUUUGGCGAAGUUUCUGGAAGGCAAUGUUAAGCAUCCCAUAUCAUCAUCUGGUGUAAUGUAUUCUGAAAAGUGGAGACUGAAUUGUCAGAAGUGAAUUCCCCAUAUUGAAAAUCCUUGGUAUUCUUAAUAUUCUGGUUUUUGUUGAUGUUGUUGUAUGUUUGUCUGGAUUAUAUUCUCGAUGCGUCCCAUUGAGACCUGAGUGUCUAUAUUCUAGCCAAGAAGGCGGAUGGGGCAGAAGCAAGGAAUGAUCAAAAUCAUAAUCAAAGGGGACUGGGACAUAACUUAUCGAAUUAUGUUCACCCAAGUCAGGACGAUGAAAAACUAUCGCUAAGAAAGGCUUCGGGGAUUCAGUCGAAGCAGCCGGAGGCGAGCCAGGUGACGGCAUGCUCGUAGCAAAGCAGGACCUCUCUCAUAAGGCUGAGCAUGAGUAUUCACUUUCUGCUCACUAUUUAGUGUUUUUUCCUGGUCACCUCUAGUGGUCCACCACAAAUUAUAGUUAUUGCAGCGCCCCUUAUUAUAGCCUACGCUAGACCCUCGAAGAAGGCCAGAAGCGAGUAUUCUGUUUCACGAUUUCCGUGCACUAGCUUUUAGUUCGUUGUUCUGUCAGUAAGCAACCGUAAAUUUGCGAUAGAUUUCUUUAUUUGCGAUAGAAUCUAUUACUGCCUGUGAUUCUUGGCUCUUAUCUCCUGCUUACCAGUUAUUGCGGCUCUACGCUGUCGUUAUUUCUUUAAUUGCGGAUCUAAAAAGUGGGGAUCUAGAUGAAGACUAUAGGGAGUUUUUAUUUGGGAUCACUCAUAGCAAGGAGGUUCCUAAUGCUGAAGUCUAAAGGACGCAAGCACUGCCUUUCAACUCUUUUCGCAGUUUGUAAUUCGGCCGCAUAUCGAUAGGUCUGCUGUAGCAGGUCUAGGCUAGCGCUCAAGGCCGAUAGAUCUUAUAAGUUCGUGCGUAUAUUUCUGCGCUUAUGCUCCUUUUCUACGCAUGAGGUAAGGCGUUCCUGGCGAUCUUCGCUAUAUAUAAGUGCUAUGCGUCUUGCCGUGAGUCCGUUUUGUACUACCACGAACCAUGACGCCCUUACCUUAAUAUUUUUUCUCGGUGGAUGUCAAUACUUAAUAAUUUGAGUUGUUUUAGGUCCCGCGACGCUUAGAGCACUAAAGUAAAGCAGCCGGUUAGUUUUCAUCUCUAUCCCUAGGCUUAUCCCUUCAAGCAAUAACUUGUGUUGUUUUAUUCGUGUUUCUCUCUCUCUGUCUGUCUACUACCUCUAAUGUUUCCGGCGGGGGUGAAGGCGCAGAAAAAAAGCGUACAGUCACUUAUACCGAACGGGCAACGACAAGGACACAGUGCCGGAAGCUGACAAAAUUCAUCCGCACAGCACAGUACUGAUCUCUACUAAUUCACAUUGUAGUGACUUACAACGUUCAGGAUGUUGUAAAUGCUAGACGACUUCUUGGUGACGACUUUUUAUUGCACUUAUCACUCAUGAUUCGGCUACUACUAUCAGGACUGUCGAUACUAGGAGGCUCCUCACAUUCAGCAUCUUGUAAAUGCUAGACUGGCCCGACCAGCAGUCGUGGUUUUUUCCAAAUGUUCUGGGUUAGAAUAGGUUACUCAGAAGAUUUCUUUCUCAAAUAUGCGUAAGUAAACCUAAAAAAAACUCCAACGAGCGGACAGCAUAGUUGACCUUUGGGUGUACACUUCUUCUGCAUCUGACACGAUUUCGAACGAAACGAAACUACAAGAAGGUUGUCUCAGUAGUAGAACUAUCUACUUCUGCACCUGUUCUUUUAGACUUUUUGGCAGAGAGUCUUCUAUUUUAUGCACAUCGACUUCUACAUUUACAGGUAUCUUCUGAAUAGCGGCAUCGUGGAGAUGAUAAAGUUUUCCACGCUGAGGCUUCUGCAGUUACGGCUUCCCAAACUGGGCACCAAUUGAAAUUUCGUUCUACAACAACACUGCAGCAUUGGUAAGUACUUCGUUCGUAGUUCUUUAUCCUAGUAUUGAUGUGAAGGAAGGCAUCCCAUCGAAUAUUCCUAAUACUUAGUUCGUAAUUGUUGAAAUUGUUUCAAAGCGCAGAGGGAAAGACUAUUAACUGGCCUGUAUAUUUCGCUAGUGCUUGUUGUUCUAGUCAUUUAGACGAAAAAAUACAAACUGCUUGCACUAAGUAUGAAUGCUUUUUUGUCUUUCUCGCAAGCAGUUGGGUUUAUUUUUUCUCAGAAUUCGACAAGAAACGAUUUCGGGGCUGAUAAGUGGACCUAGGUACUGGAAAUGGUUAGAGAUGCAUUUUUGCCUCCGAAAAUAAGAAAUGAAUGUAAGUGCCUCUAAUGUGCUUGCUAGAACACUUUCUGCAAAAAGCCAGUGAGUCUAGUGACCCAGACCCAACGAAGAAAAAGCGGGGCGGUGGCGCAUAUCCGGACAACGUUGCGCCGACAUUCGUCGUGGAGUGCAAUUAUGACCUAGAAGUAUCGUUUUUUCGACAUUCACAUCAAUGCAUCCACCGUAUUAUACAUACGCAGGAUUACUCGAGACUCGUGCUAUGCUAUCUUGAUUUGUGUUGCAACUUUCCCGAUUUAUAUAGUAGCUUCCGAUAGAAACAAAUAUUGAUCUUAGAAAGUCCUAGGUUCAUCUUACUAUUCCACUAUCGUCUAGAACAACUGCCUUAUUAUAUAGUAGCUUCGGACUCUUCUUCUCUUGACCCCCUUCUUUCAACUCUUUUCGUAAUUCGUAAUAUCAAUCUACUCGUAGAACUGCCUAAUAGAUAACUACGUAUGUAUGGACCAGAACUGGGAGGGUGCCGGUACUAGAAGAGGUGGGAAUAUGCGGCACAAAAAAGGUAGAAUUUUUAAUAAAAAAGGUAGAAGUAGGCGAAAAACAAAAGCUAGAAGCCUACAAAAAUAAGAGCCAAAAAGGCCGAAGAAUUGCCAGAAAAGGUAGAACCUGAAGCCGCGCAGGAGAGGAGGAGGACAGGAAAGGCCAGCGGACAGCUGCAGACGCGAACACACCAUCGAACAGCCAGCAAGCAACGAGAGAAAGAGAGAAGCGCAAAGGACCACGCCAAGCGACCCGAGGGCGCCCUCGGUGACUGACCGAUGACAAUCCCACACGACACACCCAAAACCAAUCCCAGUACCGCCAAGCGGGACCAGACGAGAACCGACAGGGGCGAACGAGGCUGCCGACAGCGCGUGCGCGCAGAGCUCCGGGGUGCCACACACGCGACACACAGGGCCGCCGCACACCAUCCCCGAGGGACAAGCCUCAACUACGCGACCCCCGAGGGCUUUCGGAGCCCGCCGAAAAGGCUGAGGCACUUCAAAACGAAAGCGGCCCGCGGAGCGAAAAAGAAACGCCACACUGGGGGGGGCGGGGGGGGGUCGCAAAUGGAGGAAGCGCACCGCGAAGCUCCUGCUGCGUGGCAGUUGCCCGCGCGCCUGCCUCUGGCGGGUGCGAAGUACUGCGGCAAAAGCGGGAGAACAUAGAGAAACGAAAGGCGCAGCAGGAUGCGCCAAGCCUGAGGGACCGGCCGCAGCUUGGUGGCAAUCCUGCCAGGACACUGCGCGGCCAAGCGCGCGCGGCUCCCCACCGGGCCCGGGCGCGCAUUGCACAAGCCACCGGGGCGCUGCGUUGGCAGUGAGUGGGGUGGAAGGAGCAGCCUACAAGAAGGGCCAAGGUCAGGCCCCCUAUUUUCCGGGCCCCUUCUGAUACCGCGGCCCCAGUUUUUCCCGGGGCCAUGUUGGCCCCAGUAUUUCCGGGGACCCCGCCAGAACUAUAAGGAACCCCGCGGAAAAAUAAGGACCCGGGAUUUUUGCGGCCCCGGUCCGAUUAAAGAGGGAAAAUCACAGGGGCCCUUAUAAUACAGGGGGCCCAGUUUUUCCGGUCCAUGUAUGUUAUGUACUUUUUUUUUGCUUUUUGUCCAGUUCGUUGGGCUCUACUGACCCUGUGAUGCAAGAUUAUAUAGAUACGAAAUCAAGAAGAUCAUGAUCAGUAGACGAUAGUUUUAUUGAAUAGAAAAGGACCUUAUUGAUGUGGUUUUAUGUUGUAAGAAAGUACCACCUGCUAGGGCCUCGCUUUCAUAGACAGCAGCGAUCAGGCGAAAUCGUGUUCAAGCCGUCCGCAAGUAAGUUCCGCAGCUACUUAGAGCAUGCCCUGUUCGAAGGGCUGAAAACCGUAACGAAGACGCCCUCUUUCGUGUCUUUACCAGAACUGGCGAGCUACACGAAGUCCAGUGGUGAGGCCGUGCCAGAAGCCGCGAAAGGCGGCGAAGAAGGGGCUCCAGCAGGCUCCGAGCUCCAAAGCGCGCCUAGCGAGCUAGCAGUCCUCAUAAUUUCCGAUCCGGGAUUCAAAGACCUGCUUCUGUCCUUAUGAAAGCAUGUAUUUUUUGAGCCUCGGCAGAGAUCUUCACUGUUUGUGCAUAGUCGUGAUUUCAGUAGACUCUUUGUCCUCGUAUCUAACAAUUUCUCCAAAUCUACGCAACCUGAUCAGAUUCGGAGUACUGAUCAGGGAGACCACUGACUCUGACCAGGUAAGUUGGCUCUGGAAUAUGACAAUUUGUAGUCCCGAAGGACAAGCGAAACACUAUUAACUUAGAGCACACGACCAAGGACGAGCUUCACGUCUUAUCUCGUCAUCCUGCGAGUACGCCCAGCUAGAGGGAGGGCAUAAGAAGGCUCUAUAUUCGUACUCUAAUGCGCAUCGGCAAAAACUUUGACACCUUGUUUGGCAUGGUGAUUGACUACGCAGCGCAGUACAAGCAGUUCGCGGAGAUGUUCGUGGAGAAUGAACAUUAAGAAGAGCUCGAUCAAAAUAGAAACUCAUUCUGAGAUGAAAAUGCACAAGAACUCCUAUGUAUGAUAGAUAAAAUGAUUCUCGUCCAAGUGUUCAGAAACGUAGUUUCGAGUUUCUGAAGUAGGAAUAAGGCGAUGAAGAAUCGGCAUAGGCACGUGAUGGGACUAAUUCGAUAGUGGUAGAAGAUGACCACUACGCGUGUGAUGAUGAUACGCUUGUCGUGGAACGUAACCUCCUCUUCUAAGAACAGCUGCAGGACCCGGCGGUUACUUUUGCGGGAGCAUCCCUCGACGACCUGGUCAAAGCCCUGGACAAAUACAAGGCCCAACAGGAUGCCAUGCGGGCCAUCCAGCCGCAGAAACCCCUCUACCUCUUUGAGCUGGAUAGCUCAAGGUAUUCAUUGUCUUCUACAAGAUACGUAAGUACUAUGUUCUCGGGACUUAUCUCGCGCUCCCCAUUCAUUGUCUUCUACAAGGUUUUUCUGCUUGCAGUUCAAGGUAUCGCUGUGCGACGCCUGCCUUAUACAAACAAGAAGCUACAAGUUGUAGAAUUGCACAUAAAAUGCUCCGUAUCGCGUGUUGCAAAGAAAAAUUUGAAUAUCUGUGCAGAACGCAUCUCUUUUCUUUUGCAUCCCUCAAACUCAGUUUAGUUAGUAGUUCCUUUUGCCAGAGCUGAGCAAUCACCUGCGGUGACAUCAAUGUCCAGGCAGCGCCCUAUCCUAUCCUACUUUAUAGACUAUAUUUUUCUUGAUUUUCAUUGCCUCCUUGUUGACCACAUCACAGAAUGCAAGAGAUGCUCCUGCCGUCACCGCAGAGAUGCUGGGACCUGAUGUCAGCUUAUAUCCCGAAGCUAGCGAUGGAUAAGCAAAAAGUGAUAACCGUGGAGCUGCAACAAGUUAAGGCGACAUGCAACUCUUGACAACCGACUUGACAACUACACCAGUUUUUAGAGGGACAAGUAUGUAGUGCUAUGUUUACAGCUGCAUGUACUAGAGUUGCAGGUACAGUUACAGAUACAGGGACUACAGUUUUUGCAGCUACACUCAACCCCUCUUGAUACUUGACACAGAAUACAUAGCGCAGUACCUACGACAUGAUUGGUGUCCUGAGCUUCAGAAAUGAUUCCUCCUGUUGUAGUUUUAGUUAGAUCUUCUAUGUACCCCCCGAGUAAAUAUCUUUAGCUCGUCUUCUAAGUCAGGAAACGAGCGGCUGGGUCAAAGCGCACGUGAAGUGAGCGAAUACGUCGAAUAUGCAGACUACCUGAACGAGUUCACGAAGAAAUUCAAAGUUCUCGAACUCCAAGCAGAGGAAGUGGUCCGCCUGACCGACAUCAUCAAGACCUACAAUUAUGGAUGCCUCUUCAAGAUUAAUCACUUCGUAGUUGUAUCGAGUUUUCUACUGGCUUUUCGAAGUAAGAGCGGAAAUACACGGAUGUCAUUCUUUUAGAGACGGCUUGAGCAUACAUCAACCACUGUCUUUUAUGGAAAAAGACUCAUCAUCUGCUUCUACUCACUUUGAAAUAAUCUAUUCUCGGUUAGCACGGAGGGUGGGAUUCUUUAAUCUCAGUUUCUUUUGUGGGUGUUGAUUUUUUCAUGUUGCAAUCAAGCUGGAAAAAAACGAGCGCGCUGCAUUCAACGAAAUGACGAAUUAUCUUACCGUCUGCCAGGCUGCCAUACAGAACGGCACAGAUAGAAUGGAAGUUGAGAUAGUGAAAUUCCAGGCGCAGCUCGAGAGCCUUAUCCCUGUCCUGUACACGGACGUUGGCAACUACGAGGCGAAACUCAAGUUAUGACAGAAACAGGAGCAGGAGGAGGAUGAGGAAUUCCACUUUAACAACUUACUUACACAAGAGGCUGGUAGUAAGCAUAGAGGUUUCGUCCAGAAUAAUUGUAUUUCUACUGCGAUAUUUUUGCAAGAAGAAGCACGCUGCCCAUUCGAAACGAAAGUGUGAAAAAUGCUUGCAACGAGAAAAUUUUAAGUUUUCCUGUGUCCUUCCUUGGUAUUAUUAUUGAGAAUGCGAAUAUUCUAAUGUUUGAUCCGAUGUUUGAGCGCGCGGACUUGAUGGACUCGGAAGAGGGCAGAAAAGAGGUCCUGGAUUUUCUGAGCGAGUGCGAAGCGGCGGUCCUCGAGAGCAUCGAUCGGGGCGAAAAAUACAAGAUCUAUCAAGAGAAGCUUGGGAUGGAAGUUGCAGCGUUCGAAAACUGCGACGAUCUAAAGUUAAGAAUCUUCCAUUAAUUAUAUGGAGGCCCUCUGACUUUAGGUGUAUCCCUUCAAGCAUUACAUGGAGGCUCUACUAGUUGUACUGAGUCUGCGUGUUGUUGUGUUAUACCAGCAGUACUAACCAUAGUAGAAAGAUGAUGGUUUUUUUCUACCUAUUAGGGUAGUAAACAUGGAAAGAUGAUGAUUUUUUUUUCUGAAAUAAGGCUCUUUGGUCUAGUACGCAUGAUGCAGCAAAGAGUCUGCGAGUUUUUUCAAUGCAAUAAAGUUCCGUACCAUAAAACCUAGGAAGUUGAGGGAGUGAUAAAGAGUAUAUCCACAAAAAAAAAGAUGAUGAUUUUUUUUUUUUUGAAAAAUCAUCAUCUUUCCAUGUUUACUAUCCUAUCUCACAAGAUACAAAACGUCUCUUGUUUUUUGGUAGAAAGAUCGUUUCUUGAAUUCUAAGGCCCUCGAGAUUAUUAAAUAUAUUUCUAGCUUUUACAACUUUAGUGGAAGGCAUCAUCGCGGAUGAGUCUUCUUGUCGUCAUUCCUUACGCCUAGCUCUAAGGUGCAUCGCCUUCGCGACAAAAGCAAAACUGUGGCGGGGCGUCGACAACUGGGUGAAGCAAAGCGAGGGAUGGCGAAAUACACGAUUCAGUAAUACUUUACACGAAAUACAAGAUUCAGUAAUGCCUUGCACGACUCAUUACACCUCCUGAACGCAUUUUUUUACAAGUUUGAUGUCGCUUGUUACCAGCCAUGCCGGCUAACAUCGUCAUCAUCAUCAUAAAAGAGGCUAUUGUUGUUUCUGCACUACUUUCUUGCCGUUGUAUCAUCCGAGAUGAACUCGACUUCAAAAUACAAUCACCACGGCACCACAGCUUCGGUGGACGUCGAGCAGAUCAACAAGGAUGUCGCAGUGUACAACAAGACCGCGAAUCAAGCCGUUAAGGGAAUGGGGAACAACCCGGUGGGUCCCAAAUGGGCAGAGCAAAUCGCGACCUUUAAAAACACGAUUCCAGUCGUGCAGUGCUUGCGCAAUAAGGCGCUGCAGCCUCGCCACUGGGCACAGAUUCAGGAGUUGAUCGGCGAAGUGGAUGUUGAAGACGAGUCCUUCUCGCUUGGACGCUUGCUGGAUAUGUUACGGCCAUUCGAUGUUGUAGUGCUCUAUUUCAUAUACUGGACUUACUCCAAGUACACUUACUUCAAGUACAGGGUUAAUACAAUUGUGCUUCAUUCCAUUUUUACUGUCCUUAUUUCUCUCGUAAUAUUUAUUUGCUUCCUGCUUUCGCCUAGCGCGUCGUUGUGCUUCAGACUCCGCCUAUUGGCCGCCUGCAGGUCUGUGGAUAGCCGUCCAUCCUUCUCCUGAUCAUGAUGAUACGCGGACGCUACUUUCGCUUCACAUUAUUCAGGACGCUGCUAAAGUCUGGAAAAUUGUGACACAAUUUAUUUCCGAUUGUUAGUAAUCACUCCAUCUAAGGUGGAAAGUGGAUGUACACACAGAAGCUAUCCAAGUGAUCUCUGGACAAGCUACGGCAGAGGUUGCCUUGAUCGAGAUGCUCGAUAAAGUCAAGAAAAUCUGGGAAGAUUGCGACCUUCCUCUCAUGGGCUACAAGGAGAGCAAAGAGGUAAUUACGUAGCUUUAGACCUGAGUUUGCAUAUAUUGAAGACACUAAGACUCUCUCUUUCCUAGUAAUCGUGGUGCUUACCAGGCCCACUCUUGGUUCUGGGUCAUGCGAAUUCGGUCAGAUCCAGGCAGCUGUUGAUGUCAACAUCGUGUGCAGAUUGAUCGCUUUUCUGAUUACAACUAUUUCAUCGUCAUUUACAACUGAGAAGUAACGUCUGAGGUACAUUCGUGGCAUGCACAGUCCUCAAAACACUAGUAUCAUGCACCAGGUCUUUAUUCUGGGCAACGUGGAGGAGAUUAUUACGAAUUUAGAGGAUAGUAUGGUAAACGUCGCGACCAUUGCGGGCUCCCGUUUCGUUGGCCCAAUCCGAGAAGAGGUGGAAAAAUGGUCGUCAGACCUGCUCACAUUCCAAGAGACCCUGGAUGAAUGUUAUGGCUCUCACCCAAAUAACCUAGCUCUAGAAUCUACGAAUAUCGUAAUCAUGCGAGAGAAGUCUUCCAUCAUCUUCCUCCAGGACUCUCGGGGGGACUCUCGUUGCCUCUAGGAUUCAUUCUACCUUUAGGUGGGAUCUUUCGAGUAGUUCUCUUGAUACAGGCUAAAGGUACAGGUUGUAGUUCUUUGGAAUCAAAGGAUUGGAUGUUGGAUUAGUUGUUGUUGGAAUAGUUUAGUCAUCUUCUUCCAGGUCAUAUUGCCAACCGGGAUUGAUAGUGACUAAACUAACAACGGCGCGCGUCCAUAGUGACUAAACCAAGAAACCCUGUCUAAGAGUAGCUGAAUCUGCAGAAGAACUGGAUGUAUUUGGAGUCUAUUUUCGCAAGUGGCGACAUCAAAAAGCAACUACCAGCGGAGAGCACGAAGUUUAUGGAGGUGGACAAUGACUGGAAGGCAACUAUGAAAGAGGCCUACGAGAAUCCGUCUGCAAUGAUCUGCUGUUGCAAAGAAGGAAGGCUCCAAACCUUUGUACACCACAACGAAUCCCUCGACCAGAUCCAGAAAAGCUUGGAAGAGUAUCACUUACUUCGUUCUACGUAGUUCCUUCCUUGUUUACAACAUCAGAGCAUGACUUGGACUUGUUUGUUCAAAAGUGUGAUUUUCGUUCUUUAGAAACAGACUCGUCCUUGCAAUAUGCAGUGGAAGACACACUAUACUGUGGCAUUAGAGUAAGUAGUUUUUCCGACUUGGGCGCACCUCAUAAUUCUAUGUAUUUGAAAAUUUCUGCAUCAACAGUAUUCUUCUCAAUAAAUAUCCAGGUAUCUGCUCUCGAAGUGCAUCGCUUUCCCUCGUUUCUUUUUCCUGUCGAACGAUGACUUGCUGGCAAUCCUGUCACAGGCGCGUGUUGUUCAAGCUGUCCAACCGCAUUUGAUCUUAUGGCACGUCCCUUUGAGGAUGAAGAUGAACAACACUUGCAUGUUGCAUAAUUAUUUUCGUGGUAGGCAUCGGGCUAAAAUAAUUUCCUGCGGCGCGGUUCACCGCCUCACAAGUGACAUGAACUAUUUCCAUGGUGCACUUUGAAAAUGAGUCAAAAAUGCAUCUGUGGAUCAUCGGGUAGUGCUCUUCUAAUGUGCAAGUGCUUUGACGCGUUGGUCCGCCUGGAUUUCGCGCAGGGUGGCAAGAGCAACGAAAUUUUGGCCAUGUUUUCGCCUGAAAAAGAACGUGUGCCGUUUUUUAAGAGCAUGAAGGCACGUGGAAACGUCGAAAAAUGGCUCGGCGAGGUCGAUUAUGGAUAACUUUUUUAUUUUCUGUCUCACAACGACUAGUAGGUCUUUCUCUCCACUUCCGAUUGUAAUGUAAGGAACCUUCAAAUGAAUGUGACGCAGUGCUGUCCACACUACAGGAUAGGUAAAAUACUUAGGUAAAAUCUAGUGAGUUUUCAGGUCGGCUUUCUGCGGCGGUUAUUUCGACUUAUGAUAAUCUAUCUCGAAAUGGCACACCACUCCUACCUCUAAAAAGAAGAGUUUAUGGUGAAAAGUGUGCACGCAGUUGUAAAGCAGGGCUGGAAGGACUACAAGGAGGUGCCGAGAAAAACGUGGGCUGCCAAACAAUUCGUGCAGGUCUUGGCUUGUGUUGGCGCUAUCAUGUUAAGGCAUCUGUUGAUUACCAAAUAUUAUAGGCGCUCAUUUUAGUAUAGCAAUUAGCGUAUUUAUUUGCUUUCAGCAGUUACUUGAUACCUACGCAUAGAUUUUUCAUCAAUUUAGGAGUUUCAAUGUUUUUUUCCCAGCGUGAUUAUGAAAAAGCUACCAAAUGGUGGUAGUAGUAUUACGGUCCUUCAGCCCCAUAAAGAUCAUAGAUAUUCUUGUUCUAGCAACCUUCUCUAAUUUUGUGGACUGCCGACGUCGGUGAAGUGCUUCUGAGCAAUAUGGCAGCCGCCAAGCGAAAAGAUGAAAAGAAGGGGUCGAAGGAGGCGGCGCCACUGAGUAUGACACAAGCUUACACCAAGCAAGUCGCGCAAUUGGACGACCUCAUUAUGCUGGUGCGAACGGAGCUGACUUCGAAUCAGCGAAAAGGAAUUACAUGUCUGGUACAUCAACAAGAGCGGUUAGAAUAGACAUCAAAGUCGUCCCUCUUUGACUAUUUUAACGUUAAUAAAUAAAUAUCCGAGUUUGUCUAGGAAAAUUUUGGCAUUAUCCCCACUGGAUUAAAAGUGACAGUAUGCGAGUUCGACGUAGGGUGGGACUGAGUUCUUCUACAACCACUUUCAUAAUUGUGGGCUUUUUCGAGUUUCUAUGAUACAAUCCUUUUCUACUAUCGACACAUCACCAACUACGACCCACAUCAAUUCUUUCCAUAAAAGGUUACACAAGAUGUGCAUUUUCGUGACAUCACGGAAGAGCUUGUGGAGGCAAAGGUGACGUCGACAAACUCCUUUAAAUGGCAGCAGCAGCUACGAUUUUACUGGGAUGUGGAUGUGGACGACUGUGUUGUCCGACAAGUGGACGCGCGGAUAUUAUAUGGCCACGAGUACAUGGGCGCCAUGACAAGGCUGGUCAUCACGGGCCUCACUGAUCGAUGCUGGAUGACAAUCACGGGAGCACUUCACAUCUGUACCAUUUCUGUCACUAGUAUAGAUGAAGACAAGAGGAGGUCGUAGAAGAUGGCUGUCGUAGUAUAGUAUAAUUUGUACUACUGCAGCUGAGCUUCGGGUAUAAUCUUCCUCAUUCGGUCUAUAUGAUACAGGGACGCACGGCCCCCCCCUGUGGAUGGCCCUCUGGUGGCGCUUGCGCGCUGCUUUUCGCGUAAUCUCGGGGUGGAAGGCGUCAAAACUGGGAGCGGGCGCCCCCUUGCGCCUCUCUGCAGGCCCCGACCGACGUCCCGGCCCCUGCCGACCCUCGCGGUUUGGAGGUCUCCGGGGUAGAAGGCCGCCGAAGGCGGCCACGGUCUCGCGGCGUGGCCCCUUUUCCUGGGUUGCCCUCAUCAAAUGCGCGGCAAGAGCCGGCAGGCCGAUGACCAAGGGCCCGGAGGGUAGAGGCCACACCGCUCAGGGGGUCCAGCCUUGCGCCUUUUGCCGCCUUCGGAGGCCUUCCACGCCCGGCAAGCUGCUGCUACGGCGAGGGGCCAGCAUAUCGGAGGUCUGUAGGGUACAGGAAGGCAGCUGGAAGGGAGCGGAGGGGCCCCCUCCUUGGCCUCCUUUGUAAGCCUUCCAGCAACGAGGGGUCCGGGGAUCCACGGCCCCCCCGGGGGGCGCUUUCCUGAACCUUGGGACGUAUAUGCGCCUUCGUAAUACACAUGCAGGAGUUACUAUGUUAUGAGUUUACGAUCCUUUUCAACCAAACUGCUCUGGUAUCAACAUUUCUACGUGGUGGAUUUGUAGGUCUCGGAGCCGCACCAGCGGGUCCGGCCGGAACUGGUAAGACUGAGAGUACCAAGGAUUUAGCGAAGGGCAUUGCACGACAAUGCGUGGUGUUUAAUUGUUCCGAUCAGAUCGAUUACAAGAUGAUGGGUAAGCUCUACAGUGGAAUUAUCGCGGCCGGUAGCUGGACGUGUUUAGAUGAGUUCAACCGUAUCUCGAUCGAGGUGCUCAGUGUCAUCGCACAGCAAGUGUUGCAGAUUCGUAUGGCGCUCCUGGCAAAGGCCUCAGAGAUGGUGUUUGAAGGGCGACACCUGCGGGUGAAAGGCACCUGCGGAAUUUUCAUCACGAUGAACCCAGGUUACGCAGGACGAACGGAACUGCCGGAUAAUCUUAAGUUACGACUCUACCCUGGUCUUUCUUUUUUGAUAAGCCAAGAAUUAGACUUAGAGUAACCAGUCACAUUUUCUCGACUUCUAGAAUCGUUCCUCAAAGCAUGAGUCAUAAUCGGUUUCUUUUUCCAGAGAUAAUCAUGAUCGUGUUCAGUUGUAGUUGUAUACAAUUAAUUCUUUUUUUUUCGCAAUCAUAUAAUGGAUUGUUACCAACGCCAAGAGUAAGAGUUGUUUUAGACGAAACUACUCGUAAAAGCUGUACCAGAACCAAAUGUUUGAUUUCUCUAAGAAACGUGCUUUUCCGGCCAGUGGCGAUGAUGGUUCCAGACUACACUUUGAUUGCAGAGAUCAUGCUUUUUGCCGAGGGUUUCGGCACAGCGAAGAAACUUAGCGGGAAGUUUACGAAACUCUUCAAGCUUUCUUCCGAACAGCUUUCGAAACAGGACCACUACGAUUUCGGUAAUAACAAGCUACCUUUGCGAUGUUGCGAUAUUCCUUACCUCCAUACAUGUGCGUCGUUUGAGUUCAAGGUCAGCUAUGUUAGAACUAAGGCCAGCAAUUCCUAACGCAAGCAUUUCCCAAUAUCCCUCCUCACAGAACAAGUAGAAUAGCCGGCAAUUUUUUCCCUCGACAGGAGUAGUCCUAGCAUCAACACAAUCUAUCCGAUGAUACUGCUAGGUAUGCGUGCGGUGAAGUCAGUGCUGGUUAUGGCUGGUGGUCUGAAACGACAGGAUCCAGAUAUGGAUGAGGAUAUUUUGUUGGUUCGAGCAAUGCGUGACGCGAAUGCGCCCAAAUUUCUUGCUCAAGAUUUACCCUUGUUCUUCGCCAUCGUCGGCGACUUAUUCCCCGGGCUAGAAAUUCCAUACCUGGAUAUGGGCGACCUUAAGCGGUGUAUCGAGGCGCAACUCCUAGAGAAGAAGAUGCAAAUCAACGAAAAGCAAGUGGCAAAAAUCAUCCAAGUAUUUGAAACCAUGAUGGUCCGGUUCGGAAUUUGUAUCGUGGGACCGACAACAGGAGGAAAGAGUAUACUAAACAAGCUUUCUUCACUCGAUUCUCGAACGAAGUUUCAUUCUACAACAUAAGAUCAAAUAAUGAUUCGCCUAGGGACCGCAAGAUACGACUACGAUUAUAGAACCUGACGGUGAUUAUAAAUAUAUUGUGAUUCAGAUGAAUAAUGAUAAUGCCUGCGUAUCCUCAACAGUCACAGGAUUGAUAUUUUUCAGGUACUUCCUUUGACACGCUGGCGCGUGCGUUGACGAUGCUUCGCGGGGAGGGACAUAAGGAUGCGCGUUUUCAAACUGUGCAUUACAAGGUCUUUAACCCGAAGGCGAUCACAAUGGGGGAACUGUAUGGCGAAUUCAAUGAGCUCACUCAAGAAUGGACCGACGGUUUGGCAAGCUCAAUCAUUCGAGAAUUCCAAAUGUUAAGGACUGAUCCGAUCAAAGUGCAAUCUCUCUUGUAAUUUUUUUAAGAACAGAAGGACAACAAGCAAUACCAUAAUCUUUAGUUAUAUCAUUACAUAGUUUGAAUUCAUAACAUUUACGUUAUGAUCAUGUCCUGGGGUCUCAGCAUGGGGUGAGGUUGUUGUCAGGGAUCAGUCUCCAAUAAACUCUCGCGAAGGGGAGAAAGACCUCUUGAAGAAUAUCAUGCAGUUGGCUUUUUUUGUAAGAAAUACGAGUAGGAUUUGGAAUGAAACUUCGAUAGACGAUAUGUUAAGCAGUGAAUCGACGAACAACCUUGUUUUCCACUCUAAUUACCGAUGAAACGCAGGACUACAAGUGGACAAUGUUUGAUGGUCCGAUUGAUGCGAUCUGGAUUGAAAGCAUGAAUACAGUGCUGGACGACAACGUGACUCUCUGUUUGGCAAACGGUGAACGUAUCAAACUUAACUUUACAAUGCGCAUGGCCUUCGAAGUAGAGGAUCUUGCAGUGGCGUCGCCAGCCACCGUCAGUCGGUUAGGUGUCAUCUACGUCACAGCGAGCGAUCUAGGAUGGCGUCCAUACAUGCAAAGUUGGCUUGAUGCGCUUCCGGCUUCACCAUACACACUUAUGAAACGUCUCUCUCAAAUCUCACUGUCACAUAUUUCUACGUACAACAUAGCGCUAGAAAAAGCGCCAUGCGUCUAUUAUGAUUGCAAAAUUUGUGAUGUUCGAGAUUGAAUUUCGUUUUUCUUCAGCUGGCGAGGUACAGGAUUCAUAACCUAACAGGAAAGAGCCUCUAAUACUACACAGAUCAAGGAGAAGCUAGGUAUGUUCUUCGACAAGUACGUGGACCGGGGUAUCAGCUUUCUCCGAAAGGAUUUGAGGGAGCCCAUUGUAACCAAGGAUACGCAGCUCGUCAUUUCCUUGUGCGCGAUGUUUGAUGCUGUGCUUAACUGGGAAGCUGCUACCGCAAAUGGUGUGAAUAGUGCGGAUGCGCUCCCAGAGGGAGCCCUCGUUAUGACACGCAUGCUCUAGAAUAGCUACUUAGUUAUAGCAUGAAGAUAUGUGUGUACCGAUUUUUGUCCUAGGCAGUUGUAAGCCAAGUUACUGAACCUAAAAAGUCUUUAUUUUGAGAGUCGUUCUGGUUCUAAGAGAAACGGGGAGGAGGGUGCGGCAGUGGAUAUCGAAAGCUUGCUGAAGAAGCCGAUGGAUGUGCGAACAAUGGCAGAGGCGGAUUUCGAGAAGCUGUUAAUGCCAGUCUUUUGCUUUGCCUAUCAUUGGUCUUUAGGAACUUCUUUAGAGACCAAGAGCCGACAGCAAUUCCAGACCCAGUGCGAGAAGUGGUUCGGCGAUGUCUCUUUUCCGCGUGGUGGUGCGGGAUACGACGGCUACGUCGAUCUCCACAGCGGCCCCAAGUGGAAACCAUGGUCGGAACUCGUUCCGAAAUUCAAGUUCGACGACACUGUGUCUUAUUUCCAGCUUCUGGUUCCAAACUUAAGGGUAGUGUAUAGUUUUUUACCAUGCUAUUUUAGUAAAACAUUCCGGAAACAAAGCGAUGGACGAAGGACUCGAUAAUGAAGCCAAAUGUUUUCCGCCACUGUCAGCGGUAGAACAGUGGACCAUGGAAAAUUGAGAACCAGUCCAAUAUCAAACGACAAAUUCAGUUUUGGUAGUCACUAGUGUUUGUAGUUACAAUUUUUUCAAAAAAAUCGACCUCUAACAAACGUGGACACGGUUCGAUUCGCUUACGCAGGAGACAAGCUGGUCAGCAACGGCACACCGGUCUAUCUCACGGGUACUGAAAACUGUCUAGUAAAAGGGAAUUUUGACCAUUGGAAUUUCGCUUCGAGGUAAUGAAGAUAGUGUAGAAUAGGAGAGUAGAUCGAAAAUUCAUAGUCCCAUUUGCGUAAGCUUUCGGCAGCAAUAACCAAGGAGCCGUGAGGUUUUUUGGUUAGUUUUUGCUGCAGUGACCAGCUCGUUACUAGCAUGACAAAUAAUAUCCCCACUUAGGUGUAACGGGUGUGGGUAAAUCCGUCGUACUGGCAAAUUUGCUUGAAAAUAUGAAGGCAUACGCCAAAACGAACCCAAUCAACAUGACCUUUUCCGCGCAGACCGGUGCGUACUCGACACAGAUGACCAUCGAGGCCAAUUAUGAUGCUACAUGUUCACAUCAUGAAAACUGUGGUUUGAAUGUUACUCUCUUAUAGCCCAUGCUACACCUAUUCUUGCACCUCAGAAAUUGAAUCUAUCAAAUUAAUAGCAAUGCAAUCGCUCCUUAUAUAGGGUACCGUGCGCCCCGGACCCCUUUGGAAGGCGUCUGUCGGGGGUGGAAGGCCUGAAAAGGGGGCCGGGUUACCUCCUCCGCUCCCCUGCAGCUGCCUGGCUGUUCCUUGCAGGCCUCCGAUCUAGGGGGGAGGCUUCAAAAGGGGCCCAAGGGACCGCCUGCGCCCCUUUCCAGGUGCCUGCCUGUGCCCUAAGUGCCUCCGAUAUGCUUCGCAGCCGCAGCAGUGCGCCGGUUUUGGAAGACCUCCGAAGGCGGCAAAAGGUGAGGGGCUGGACCCCCUGAGCCGCGCGGCCUGUCCCCUCCGGCUCAUCGGCUUGCUGGCUCUUGCGACCUUGGCUGCCUUCGGCGGCCUUUUACCCCGGAGACCUCCCGCCUGCGGGGGUCACUCAGCAGAGGCCAGGAGUUCUCUGAGGAACCCGCUGAGAGGCGCAAGGGGCCGCCUGCGCCAAGGUUUGACGUUUUCCACCACUAGAAUCCGCGAAAAUCAGCGCGGAAAAGCGCGCGCGCGCGCCACCACAGACCAGACCACAGGGGCCGGGGGGUGCCGUGGAGCCCUCGAGCAGAUACGUUUUCUGUCUCCGUGCUGGUGGGUCGAAACAACCCUUCUCAGAUUAUUGCUUUUCAACCUCUUUCUAAAUUGCACUGGAGAAGAAGCGGAAGAACCUGAUGGGUGCGCCAAGUGGAAAGAAAAUGGCCAUCCUGAUUGACGACGUCAAUAUGCCUAAAGUGGAGGAGUAUGGAGCGCAGCCGCCGAUUGAGGUGAUUCGACUCUUCUUGGAUCGCAAUGGUUGUUACGACCGCAAGAAGCUCUUUUGGAAAAUGGUAGAGGAUACUCGAUACCUGCUCUGCUCUGCACCGCCUGGCGGAGGCCGCGCAAAUAUGACACCGAGGUUAAGCCGGCACUUCAACAUCCUAUCGAUGCCGGCGACCAGCGAGGACGCGAUGAAAACCAUCUUCGAAAGCAUAUGCAGUGGCUUCUUGGGCAAGUUCAAGCCCGACGUGCAAGCGUUCUGCACAAAAGCAGUGGCGGGAACGAUCGAAGUGUACAACCGGUGCGGAGAGGAGUUGCUCCCGACACCGUCAAGGUCACACUACACCUUUAACUUGCGUGAUGUGAGUAAAGUAUUCCAGGGCGUCCUGAUGGUGAGGCCGCAGCAAUGCAGCUCGCCUGAAAAAUUCGUCAAGCUUUGGAUCCACGAAGUCAGCAGGGUACAGGAAUUUUUAGCUGCAUUUUUUCCUGCUUUCUUGCCAUUUCCGCGACACCGACUUGCGCUAGAAUUUUAACUCAUUCUUAAGUGCCCUGUGGAUACCAAUCUUGAAUGAGGUGUUGUAUGUGCUUGUUCAUCUUGAUCACCGCGGCGCCUCUAGUGCAAAUGUAACAACUCCAUCAUCAUCUUCCACGAGGUGUUCGAAGAUCGGCUUAUCUCUCAAGGAGACAAGGACUGGUUGAGGGGGGUUCUAGGGGAAAUGGUAAAAGCUACCUUCCGUGUGGAUCUAGCGCGCGACCAGUGGGAAGGCAUCGUGUGGGUGAACUUCCUCCGGCCAGGUGCCGAGGAAAAGCUCUACGAGGAGGCGACCGACAUGUCGAAGUUAGUCAAGAUUAUGGAAGACUUCAACGACGACUACAAUCUGACCUACCCGACGCAGAUGAACUUGGUCUUUUUCCGGGACUGCGUGUUCCACAUGUGCCGCACCGCCCGCGUGUUCUCCCAGCCACGCGGUAACUCGCUGCUGGUGGGUGUGGGCGGUAGCGGACGUAGCAGUUGUGCACGGUUAGCGUGCCACUUGUCCGAGAUGGGCAAGUACGAGAUCGCGCUUGCAAAGGGCUACGGCGUGGAUGCGUUCCACGAGGACUGCAAGAACUUUUUGAGAGCAGCAGCCGGCGGGAAAGGUGUCCCAACUAUGUUUCUCUUCUCCGACACACAGAUUAUCACAGAGACGUUCAUCGAAGACAUUAACAAUAUCUUGAACAGCGGUGAAGUGCCAAGCCUAUUCGCCAACGACGAAGUCGACGGUACCUACUUCUGAUGCUUGCCUGCAGUGAUCUGAUUCAUACCACAAAAAUUGAAUAACAUUAUAAAUAUUUCUAAUCUACCUCAUAAUACGCUCAUAUUUGCAUUGCGUGGAUGAAUUAAUUCAGGGACAACGAUGUGCGGUGGUGUCCACCGGACCAACGUAAUGCAUCACGUCUUGCGCCCCUUCACCUCCUGAAUCAAUACGCACAUUAGUCAAGCAAUCAACAUCACCAUAACAUUUCAGCAAUCGUAAACGAUUUACGACCACUGGCGAAGGAACAGGGCAGAAACGAAGCAAGAGAUGCGGUCUAUCUGUGGUUCGUUAGCCGAUGUAGGGACAAUCUCCACAUUAAGGCCACAAGAAAUCCAUCUUCACAGGCAUCUUACUUGGUCCGGUUUUUCUAGGGGAAACUGCUCCAAGAUGAGUCUCAGGCAGGAUUUCUCUUAGUUCUAACCGAAUCUGUCUCGUCGUUUCACCUGUCGGAGAGGCGUUGCGAGUACGUAUGCGUAUGUUCCCCUCUCUCGUGAACUGCAUGACCAUUGACUGGUUCCUUUAUGGCUCAGGAAUGCGUGCUGACUGGUUCUUUCAUAAUACUACACUGCUACUUCUACUAAUAUUGAUGUUGCCUUUUUGUAGUUUCCGGGAGACUUGGGGAAAAAUACACCAUACUUCACGUGGACAUGCGAGUUUAUUGCAUCAUUUCAUCUCCCCGCUAUCUUUAGAACUAGAAAGCACAUCAUCGACGUGACCCCAGCGUACCUAUUUUUAUGCCCAUUUUUUGUAGCGUCGGUCCCACUUCAUUUGUUUGCUUGGCCCGAUGACGCGUUGAUUGCGGUGGCGGAGCGCUUCUUAGCUGCGAUGGAGGGCAUCGAUAUUGACAUGCGCAAUCGUCUCUCUCAAGGAUGCUGCGCCAUUCAUCAGGAGAUCAUCAACACAAGUCAAGUAUUUCUGGCCCGCCUAAGGCGUAACGUGUACACGACGCCAAAAAGUUACCUGGAUUUGAUCCAGCUCUAUUUGGAGAUGCUCGAGGAGAAGAAGAAAGAGAAGAACGUAAACCUGAAGCGAUUGUCAACAGGUGUGCAGAAGAUCAAAGAGGCAAAUGACAUCGUUGAGAAUCUGCAAAUCGAGCUCACGAAACAACAGCCAUUCAUCGAACAGAAAACAAAGGACGCAGAAGCUCUGAUUCCAGUAGUCAAAGAAGAACAAAAGAAAGCAGCCGUGGUGAAGGACAGGGUAUUGUAUUAGAUAUUCAAUUCUUAUUGUCCUUAUUCGUCUAUGUUGUGGAAGUUGUUUUAGGGAUGCUUGUCCAUUGUUGUUCCCGAUGUUGGGCAUGUAACUCAGAUCACUCGAUUCGGUUCGAGUUAUUUACUGCGCCCGCUCCUCACGGAGUUUCGGCUGGCAAUCGGCUUUCUACCCACUGACGAGGCUUCACGGUUCCUCUUAAUAUCCUUCGGGAUCCUUUGAGGAACUGUUUCGUCUUGCCGAUGGUACAGAGUGACCAUUUGCGACGCACUGAGAUGAUGUUAGACCUGGUGGUCCGUUGUGAUGUUUCUGGACCAAAAUGAAGUAGUAAAAUGGUUUGAUUAAUAAGUACAAUGCUCCCGCUUUCCUGGGAGUUGACUUCUGCAGAAGGAGACUCGAUCUCCGUAGAAAUUAUUGUAGGUGUCCUCGGAAGAAGCGGUAGUGCGAAAGAAGGCGGACGAGGUCGCAGCAAUCAAGGCCGACGCUCAGCGUGAUCUGGAUAUCGCCAUGCCGGCGCUUAACAAUUCAAUGAAAGCGCUGAAUUCUCUUGACAAAAAGGAUAUUCAAGAGAUCAAGUCGUUUCCAAAGCCACCUCCACUCGUGCUGAUGACAAUGGAAGCCGUCAACUUGCUCUUGGGCGAGAAGGGUGACUGGGACACCGCGAAGAAGGUGUUGAACGAUAGCGGUUUCAUCGACCGGCUGAAGAAUUACGACAAAGACAACAUCCAGCCUAAGAUCCUGCAGAAAUUGGAAAAGUUCGUAGUGAAGGCAGAGUACCAACCAGACGUGGUCGGAAAUCAGUCUAAGGCAGCAAAAAGUUUGUGUAUGUGGACCCACGCAAUGGACACAUACAGUAAAGUGGCGAAAGAUUAUGGCUGAUAUUGAAGAUCGAGUCGCCAGUUCGAUUUUCUAAGUACUUAAAGAUGACAAUUCAUCGUAUUGAGUAGUACUCGGCACUAGACAAAGCCUUUUCCGUGCUAGGAUUCUGCCUCUUCACGUAUGCGGUGCCGUCCAGCAUCAAAAUGAAAGGAGACAAGAAUAUUAGUGCUUUUCUAAACCCCGGUAGAACCAAAACGAGCAAAAGUGAAAGAGAUGUCGGAGCUUUUGGAUAAAGCGAUGUCGGACUUGAAGGAGAAGCAAGACGCCUUGCAGGAAAUCCUCGACAAGGUUGCUGGUUUGCAGAAACAACUUGACGAUACCAUAGCCGAGAAGAAUAGCCUUAUCGAGGAAGCAGCACUAACCGAAAAGCGACUGAAGACCGCGGGAAUCUUGUUAUGAACAGUGCUAGAGGAGGUUGUGGUCCUGCCGGUGGGGUACUAGAACUUUACUCGGGACACGAUUGAGCGAAAGAUGGUGUUCCUUGGAGCCGCAGCACUAGCUGCAGGUUGUAUUACCUUUCAACGGUGUUGCAUGGUAGCUAGGGACGAUAGGAUGAAUACUUGGUACGAAGAUGCCGAUAUGAGGAUCAUGUCCGCAGUCGGUCAUUCCUUUUUCUUGCAUUUUUCUAAUUACCACAGUCGGUCUGGCAGACGAGGGUGUGCGAUGGGCCGCUACAGUGGAAGUAAUUAAGCAGGAAAUCGUCUAUCUGACUGGUGACGUCUUUCUUUCUGCCGCAGCGAUCAGUUACUACGGGCCAUUUACCGGUGAUUAUAGGCAAGAUAUCUGCACCAAUUGGACAGCAGCUUGCAAGCUCAACGAAAUUCCGUGCGGAGACGUGUUUGACCUCAAAGAAAUCAUGGGGAACCCAGUCGAGAUUCGAACUUGGAACAUGCAGGGUAGUUAACCUGAUAAUAUGCUGCAUGGGCAUAGGUAGUUGGUGUUUAUUGAGUGUUGAUUUAAGAGCAUGCGCACAAACGUGCGAUCUUCCGGAUGUACUCGCAAUCUCCUUUUAUUCGUGGUAGUUGAGAUGAGGUUGACACCAGAGCAAGCGUAUUCCCGCUGUAAACCAUAGGUCACCUUGAAAAACACUACACACCUUGUCUCAAUCAGGAUUGCCGACUGACGCGGUGUCCGUGAAUAACGCGAUUCUAGUGACGCGUGGCAAGCGAUGGCCGCUGAUGAUUGAUCCGCAGGCACAAGCCAACAAGUGGAUCAAGAAGAAGGAGGGGAAGGAGCAGAAGGUAAUCAAGAUGACGCACCCCAAGAUGCUCUUGUUCUUAGAAAACUGCAUCCGCAUGGGCCAAGCAUUGAUGUUGGAGGAUCUCGGAGAAACGCUCGACCCAGCGCUGGAACCGAUUCUGCAGAAAGCAGUAACGGAAGUGAACGGGAGGAAAGUGAUCAAAAUCGGUGAUAACGAGGUCGACUACGACUUCAACUUCAAGCUGUACUUGAUGACGAAGCUGGCCAACCCGCAUUACUUCCCCGAAAUCUGCAUCAAAGUGACCAUCAUCAACUUCACUGUGACCUUCAGCGGUCUGCAGGAGCAACUGUUGAACGUGACUGUGCAGAAGGAGAUUCCCGAUAAGAUGGCGAUAGUAGAAGAACUCGUACUGCAAUUAGCGGACGACAACAACAUCUUGCAGGAGUUGGAGAACGAGAUUCUUAGACUGCUCUCCGAGUCGGAAGGUAACAUUUUAGAUGAUGAGGUGCUCAUCUCCACGCUGCAGAAGUCCAAGAUCACGAGUGGAGAAGUCGGGGAGCGUGUGAAACAAGCGGAGAAGACGAAGAAGGAGAUCGACGAAGCGUGCCAGCUGUACACGUCGCUUCCCAAUCUUGGUGCGAUUCUCUACUUCGUCAUUGCAGAUUUAGCGUUGAUGAAUCCCAUGUAUCAGUUCUCACUUUCGUACUUUAUGAAGCUGUACGAAAAGUGCUUCAAAAACGCGAAGAGACCACCAGUACCUCGAGGGCAAGAACCGCUAGCCAUGCGGCUCAAGUACGUCGCUGAGGAGAUCCUGAUGUCGAUUUUCAUCAACGUUUGCCGAGGUCUGUUCGAAGACGCAAAGCUCAUCUUCUCGUUUCUUAUUUUGUCGAGCUUACAGCGAAACGCAGGGCAGUUGCCUAGCGCACUAUGGAGCCUGUUGCUGCGAGGAAUCGGAAGGCUGGAUUUGACAAAAAAACCCAAGAAUCCGGAUCCAGAAUUUUUAUCAGACAAAGACUGGGAAUACAUCUACGGCAUUCAGGAGCUUAGCGGUACUAAUCACUAGAUGUUGGGAUUAAACUCUAUGUUGUAGUUGACUUCUAAAUAAUGUGGUUGACAAGUUUAGUCAAUUUCUUCGUAAUGGAGUGUAAUGUGGGUCUCUUCUAGUCUUGGAAAAUAAACACCAUCAUCUUCAAUGGCUCGUAGAUAUUGUCAUUCUGGUGGGUAUCUACUGUGGAUGGGUUCGUGAAUUCAUAUUAGGUGGUGCGUGCUUCGAUUUGUGCGAGCAUAUCAAGGACCAUCUUGAUGACUGGAGAGAUUGGGCCGACGACGACGACCCACACACGAUGGCACUUCCCUGCGACUACGCAGAGACGCACGAGUUGCAGUAUUUCCACCAAAUGCUUCUGAUCAAAGCGAUGCGAGCGGAGAAGCUAUCGCUCUCUAUCCAGGAAUACGUUAACUACUCGCUGGGCAAGGCAUUCGUGGUCUUCCCCUCCGCGACGAUGGCGGAGGUGUACGCAGACACCACAAAGGCGACUCCGGUUAUUUUUGUGCUCACGACCGGGGCAGACCCGACAGGCAUGCUGCUGCGUUUUUGCAAGGAGAUGGGCAAAGACGAAACGCUAGGCGUCAUUUCUUUAGGACAGGGCCAAGGUCCCAAGGCGCAGAAGCUUAUCGAAAACGGCGCGAAGGACGGAUCCUGGGUGUUGCUGCAGAACUGCCACUUGGCGACCAGUUGGAUGCCAACACUAGAAAAGCUGUGCGAGAAUUUAGAAGAAUCGAACGCAAUAAACAAGGAAUUCCGAUUAUUCCUGACGGCCAUGCCGUCGAACACAUUCCCAGUACCUGUGCUGCAAGCAGGAGUAAAGCUGACGAACGAACCGCCAAAGGGUUUGCGGGCGAACAUGAAGCGAUCACUAAUCACGCUGACAGACGAGUCACUCGGGAUGGACUCGGGCUCGAAGCCUUUAGAGUGGCGAAGAAUCCAAUUCGCAUUGAAGCUCUUCCACGCUGUCCUGCAAGAGCGCAGAAAGUUCGGACCGUUAGGAUUCAAUAUCAGGUACAGACAACGGUUUUUGAAGAGGACAUAACUGUAUCGAGGAAGUCGUGAGCAGCAAGAAGGACAUUCUGAGAACGCAAACUUUGUAGUUUGCACUCAUGCGAUCAUUUCUUGAUUAGUCCAUGCUCGCGUUCUUUCUUAACUUUGCAGGUAAGAGUUUAACGACUCCGAGCUGGAGUGUGGUACUGAUUCUUUCUUAACUUCGCAGGUACGAGUUUAACGACUCCGAUUACGAGUGUAGUACUGAUUCUUUCUUAACUUCGCAGGUACGAGUUUAACGACUCCGAUCUGGAGUGUAGUACUGAAGUCGUGAAGAACCUGUUAGAGCUGGACGGCGACGUCCCAUGGGACACUAUCAACUUCGUCGUGGGGCAAAUCAACUACGGAGGGCGCGUAACCGAUGA
Molecule: messenger RNA, 27951 nt
Organism: Amoebophrya sp. A25
Lineage: Eukaryota; Dinophyceae; Syndiniales; Amoebophryaceae
Source: the annotation of a GenBank genome assembly